AAGGCACAAGGGAAAAUGUCACAGUUCAGCCACGUGUAAUAAUUUAUUCCGUUACGUUUUUAUAUAUAUUUUUAUUUCAGGAUAGCGCAUCUAAGCAUGCUUUAGAAAGCGAGAAUAAGCGAGGGUUAGGGUUGUAUUUGCAGCCAAGAUACGUUCUUCUGGAAUUUUUGACGCGUGGACAAUAUUUUAGAAGAGCGUGGAACAGUGGAACCGCAUUAGUUGAACUUUGGAAAGAAAGGAAGCUUUGAAAUUCCUUGAAUGAAGUGAAGCAACAGGCCCAAGGUUUUUUGUACAAGCCAUUGCGUUACAGUUUUCCAGAUAAGCAUCUACUCAAAGGCAGAGCCAGUGACGCAUAGCGACCCUUUUGAACUGGGAAAUUACAAUGAGUUUUCAUCAUCAGUCAAGCACAGCAACAAAUAUGGCGGCCGAACUGGCUUCCGAACUCAAAUUUGUUGACGAAAAUCACAAUGAUUUUCUUGUUAAACGCAUCGGUAGAAUGAGAUAUCACUCAAUUCUCACAGACGUAGUCCUUAUAGUCGACGGCCAUGAAUUUCCUGCCCAUAAAAAUAUCCUAGCUGCUAGUAGCGAUUACUUUAUGGCCAUGUUUAGCGGUCAUAUGGCUACUGUAGAUCGAACGGUUGUCGUUCAAGAAAUAACGUCCACUGCUAUGGAGGUCCUCUUAGCGUUUAUCUAUCAAGGAAAGCUUCUUAUAACAGAGGAGAAUGUCGAGGAUAUAUUUUGUGGAUCUUGUCUUCUACUGCUAGACACAGUUACUCAUGCAUGCUGUAAAUUUAUCCAAGAACGUCUGACUUUAGCCAACUGUUGGGGAAUUCGUUCGUUAGCAGAUCGUUACAACUGUAGGGAAAUGUUGAAGAAAGUCACUUCUUUUAUAGAGGAAAACUUUGUAGAUGCCACUGCUACGGAAGAAUUUCUGAGUCUCCCUAAGGAAGAGGUUUGCCAGCUUCUAAGUGAUAAUGAUAUCAACGUACCAAGCGAGGAAGUUGUGUUUCAGACACUGCUGAAAUGGGUGCAGCACGAUCAAAGUACAAGAAUGAAAUAUUUUUCAAAAUUGCUUCUUAAAGUCAGGCUUCCACAGAUCAGAACCAGCUACUUUGAAGAAACUGUAGCUCAAUGUGAACUUGUUUUAGAAUCACCAGAAGCUAUUGAAAUUAUUUCUGAUGCAAGAAAAAUGGCACAGUCUUUUGAAUUUUAUGAAGAAGGAAAAGCUACAUCCAACACCAGUGACUAUAGCUGGGGCAUUCCACGGAGUUGCUUGAAGUUUGUUGAGGUCAUUGUCACUGUUGGUGGAGGUGCAUUGUGUGAGUUUUAUGAUGCAGACAAUGAUACUUGGGUGCGGUUCCCUCCGCCAUUCACACGCCACUGCCCAGGCAUGGAGACCUUGAACAAUAUGAUAUACAUUGUUGGGGGAAGCAAGGAGUGGAAGAGGCUGAACAGAGCAGAGUGUUACAAUCCAGAGACAAAUGAAUGGAAGCUUCUUAAUCCCAUGGCCAUGUCACGCAGUAAUAUAGGCCUAGUGUCCUUGAAUGGCUUACUGUAUGCUGUUGGUGGUUACAAUGGGCGCUCCCCUGUCAGCGAUGUUGAAUGCUAUAGCCCUGAACGUGAUGAGUGGCAGUUUGUUUCUCAAAUGAACAACUGCCGUGAUGGAGCGUGUGUUGUUAGUGAUGGGAGGCUCCUAUAUGCUAUCAGUGGUUAUGAUGGCAGUAACUAUCUCAGCAGUGUGGAGUAUUAUGAUCCAAGCACAGAUAAAUGGACGGUUGGGGAAAUCUCACCUAUAAUUGAAAGAAGAGAAGAUGCCAUGGCUGCCUGUGUCGAUGGCAAGAUAUACGUGAUUGGCGGUUAUCAUGGUAGCACCUUUUUGUCAUCAUGCGAGGAACUAGACUUGGACCAAAACGAGUGGGACUUCAAGUCUUCCCUCAGUUCACCUUGCUACCAGGCAGGCAUCGCUGUCCUAGGCAAAGCUAUCUACAUCUGUGGUGGAUGGAGUGGCAAUGGACUUGCGUCAUCUAGAGUGGAGCGUUAUGACAUCCUGACAGACACAUGGUCGCAGAUGGCUUCUCUUAAUGUCCCAGCUGCAGCACGCACUGUGCCAUGCCGUUUCCCGCGCAAGUUGAUAGAGCAGCUCAAAAGAGAGAGAUAUUGUGGGAAGCAAGCAAAAGAAGGUAGCAAGUCUUCAGCAAGCUCUUGACUAAAUGCAGACUAAUUCAAUGUUACUCUUAUAAAGGCUUAUGUAAUGCAAAGUUUAUCCCUGAGUGAGAGGUGGAGAGGUGUAGUGUCUCUCUCAUCUACAAUAUAAUGAAGAAAUGUAUGUUAUAUCUAUCUAUAUACUAAAGGAGUGGACUAGUGUGAUUAUCAUUAACUUGUGAACUACAUUUUAACAUAUUACACUUUACUUUGAUCUGAUUCUAUUGUUCUCUUUUGUGUUUUACUGACUAUUACCCCUUGACUAUCACACUUUGUUUUACGGGUUAAUGAAAACCACUCUAAUGACAUUACACUAAAAUUUGAUUACAAAAAAAAUAAAAAAAAUGGUGGUUUUAGAAUUAGUUUUAAAUAAGACCCCUCAAAGAUGUAAAAUAUUAAAUACUGUGUUAAAAAUAAAUACUGUGGUAUUAGAUAA
This is a messenger RNA of Nematostella vectensis (starlet sea anemone), 2638 nucleotides long. RefSeq names its product kelch-like protein diablo. The transcript has 3 exons. The coding region runs from base 383 to 2206 and encodes 607 amino acids. The record is from RefSeq and is a predicted model, not a curated record. NCBI's taxonomy places the organism in Eukaryota, Metazoa, Cnidaria, Anthozoa, Actiniaria, Edwardsiidae. Gene Ontology annotation, molecular function: protein binding.